Rotaria sp. Silwood2 is the source of this 1305-nucleotide messenger RNA. Lineage: Eukaryota; Metazoa; Rotifera; Eurotatoria; Philodinida; Philodinidae. The record is from the annotation of a GenBank genome assembly.
AUGUUAUUAUUCAUAUGCGUUGUAUUAUCUUACAUUAAUUUGAUAUCUGGUACUACCUAUCAAUGUGAUCCAAGUAUUUCAUGUGGUUGUUCAGUAUCAACCACCAAUGUUACAUCGCGAAUCGUUGGUGGAGAAGCAGCAUCUGAUUAUGCAUGGGGUUGGAUUGUUUCCCUUCAAUUCUUCGGUGAACAUCAAUGUGGUGCAAGUCUUUUAACACCUGAAUAUGCUGUAACAUCUGCUCAUUGUGCAGAUGGUUUAAUGAAUUAUAUAUAUCUGUUUUCAAUUCUUGCUGGUACUAAUUAUUUAGAUGAUGCAUCCAUUUCAACUAUUCAACGGAGAUCAAUCAUUAGUAUUACUAUGCAUCCUAAAUAUGAUCCAGUCACUAUUGAAAAUGAUAUUGCUAUUUUAAAAUUUUCUCCACUUACAAUAUAUUCAAAUUCUAAAAUAACUUUUAUUUGUUUACCAAAAGAAUACGAGGAUCCAUUUCAAACGAAUAAUAAUCUUGUAGCUAUUGGAUGGGGUUAUUUAUGGGAAGACCUUCAAUAUUUAUCUAAUUCUCUUCAACAAGUAACAGUUCAAGCAUAUUCAUCAACAUCAAAUGAAUGUCAACAAUCAGGUAUGACCAAUCCAUUAGUGCAAUUUUGUGCCGGAACUAUGGCUGGUGAUACAUGUCAGGGUGAUAGUGGCGGUCCAUUAAUGGCUUUUGUUAAUAAUCGUUGGGUAUUAGCAGGAAUAACAUCAAGAGGCAAUGGAUGUGCUCGAGUUGGAUAUCCAGGAGUAUAUACACGAGUGUCAUCUUUCAUUUCGUUUAUUAACUCAAACGUCGAUUUUCCAAGGGCAAACAGAACAACGACUCCAAUAGGAGAGAUAACGAUGAUUGAAGUAGUAGAAGCUACAACGAUUCCAAUGACAGAAACAACAACGAUUCAAGUAACAGAAGCCACCACGGUCUCAAUGAGACAAACAACAACGGUUGCGAUGAUAGAAGCAACAACGCUUCCAUUGGCAAAGACAACGACGAUUCAAGUAACAGAAGCCACCACGGUCUCAAUGAGACAAUCAACAAUGAUUGCGAUGAUAGAAGUAACAACGGUUCCAGUGGCAAAGACAACAACGAUUCAAGUAACAGAAGCUACAACGGUUUCCAUGAGACAAACAACAGUAUUUUCAUUAGCGACUUUGACUAGUCAGGGUAAUAAUAACCAAUCGAGUACUCAAGGAAAUGAUGGAAAUAUGAUAAAUAAAUCAAUCACGAUAGUGAUAUUUUGGUUUUUAUUCUUAGUAUGUCUCUCUUUUUCUUAUUGA